CAUGAACACAACAUUGAAACAGGGCGAGAUUGGGCUGAAGCGCUUUGAUGGAAACACGCUAGAGCACAAACCUACGGACUAUCUUCAAGCUACUGAGGAUAAACUGUAUGCGGAUAUGAACUUGGAGGAUUCCAUUGAAAGAAAGCAAGCAAUAUCACGACGUCGUCGGCGGCUACCAACGAUUGGAUGUAUUUGAAGUGAAAGUCGGUAGGUCCCGGCGAUGCCCGGUAUAGUUUAUUG
Molecule: messenger RNA, 240 nt
Organism: Ilyonectria robusta
Lineage: Eukaryota; Fungi; Ascomycota; Sordariomycetes; Hypocreales; Nectriaceae
Exons: 1
Source: RefSeq, a predicted model, not a curated record